Messenger RNA from Ceraceosorus guamensis, 4064 nucleotides. RefSeq lists its product as hypothetical. The coding region runs from base 258 to 4049 and encodes 1263 amino acids. The transcript has 9 exons. NCBI's taxonomy places the organism in Eukaryota, Fungi, Basidiomycota, Exobasidiomycetes, Ceraceosorales, Ceraceosoraceae. Gene Ontology annotation, biological process: protein secretion. The record is from RefSeq and is a predicted model, not a curated record.
CUUUUCGGAUUGACCUCGAUGUUGGCAUUCACGAUUCCAUUCAGAUUUCACAACGUGCAUCCCACAUUCGCAACACAACACAUUCAUGAAGAGCGCGCAGCAGGAGGAGGAGGAAGUUGAAGACGAGUCAUGGUCAAGUGUUUGUUUGACUCGACUUGACACGUCGCUUUGACUGCAACACGCCCACGCCCACGCCCACGCCCACGCCCACGCCUACGCCUACGCCUACGCCUCUCGCCUUUGGCCGUUUGGCUGGGAUGGAGGAGGUGCAGGCGAUAGUGAAGGCGUUCAGCUUGCUCUCCGGUGAAGCGGACGAUCGAGAUGCUGCCUUGCGGCACCGCAUCAAGCUUCAUCUGAGCGGCAGCGGCAGCAGCAGCAGCAGCAGCAGCGCAGCAAAGCCGCAGCACAAGGAUGCGCUGUUGGAAUGCAGACUGUGUGAAGCUCAGUCGCGACUGCAAAGCUACAACGCCCCCAUCAUCACCACCGACACCAACACUACCACCAACACCACCACCACCACCGACACCGCCACCGCAUCAGUGCAGCAUCGCACAGGCCAGCUCAUCCUCCACCUCUUGCUUCAGCUUCACAACACUCUGUCUCGACUCCAGCAAAGCACUUCCUCUCUGCCCGCACCUGCACCUCCACUCAGCGGACCAUCGAGAAUCAAAGCGCAAGAUGAUGCCCCUCCUCCUCCCACCAUCGCCCCUCUCAUCGGCACGCGCGACUCGCAGUGCAUCUCCUUGUGUCUCGCCCUGUGCAUACACUGGCACAUUGCACAUCUCAUCACAUCCUUCGAUCGCGCACAUCACGCUCGCACUCGCGCUGAGCUGCGAGAGGAUGAGGGUGAAGCGGAGUUGCGCAUCGCAGCGCAAAAUCUGCAGCAAGCCUUUCAAUCUCUUCGGCAUUUGCUGCCACCGGCCCUCGUCUCGCCCAGCAACGCCAUUCCCAGCAGCGGCGCAGCCAAGAGGGGCAUAGCUGAACAAGCGGCUUCAACGCGCAGCAGCGAGAUCAGCGCCAUCGUUUUGGAGUCAGCCGUACCCGCACUCUUGGCCAUGGCUAUCAGGCUCGGUUGGCUGCCUCAUCUUGCUGGCGGCGACCAGCUUGGCGAUGCACAGUCGGCUGCAGCCACGUUGCAGAGCGUGUUGAGGGGCCUUUCAACCGCCUCUUCCAUCAACGCGCUUUCGAGCAGCAGCGCACUCGCGGGUGCAGCGGCAGCCUCUGCAACUCCCACGCAGCGCAGCAGUGCGCCGACAGCCCCUCUCAUGCUCACACAGCGCGCUGCUCCUGCAUACGUUCGGCACAUCACCAUGCGCUUCAUGGCUGCACAAUUGCUACGCCAGGAUGGCGUCCGGUGCAUGGUCGCAGCCGCAUUGGGCUUUCAAGACGAUCAUCUUGGCAGUGCGAGCCGCGAUGGCGGGAACGCGCAACUGGAGGGCUUCGAGAAGAUUGCGCAGCUGCUCUCGUCGCCUCCGAAGGGUAUGCCGCUGCAGAUUUUCCUCGGGUGCAUCAUCCCUCAAAUGCUGCAGAUGCUCUCAGACCUGCCCUCCGCACCAUUGCAACACAGGGCAAGCUCCGGUGCGCCACCGCAAGAAGACACCACCUCUGGUCUUUUGCACCCGCCCUCCCUUCAACCCCGUAUCGAGGUUCCCGACUCGCACGCGCGAGCCAUCGCCUUUGCUCUAUGUGCGUUGCAUCGUCGUCACCAAUCAGAGUUUUCCUCUGUCCUGGAAGGCUACAUUUGGCUGCCAUUUCAGCCAUCGCGCACGGCAGCUCCACCGACAUUGCGAUCGCAGUCGACGACAGCUGUACCCGACGCCAAAGGCGAGCUCGUCGUGCACAGCCUACACGUCAGCUGCGCAGUGCGCCUCAUCGAGGCCAUCAUCUCGUCUGCUCCGCCAGAGCCGACCUUCAUUUCGUCACUCCUUCAACCCGUAUUUACGCAGCUGUUCACGUGCUGGUCUUGCCUGCAUGGUCCAGGCAACAUGGUGGAUGAAGUUGCUGCCGACGUUGGCAUGAAGGUCAUCCUCGCAAAUUUGUUGAGCACCUACCUGAAGCUAGGCGACGCAUCGGCUCUAGCAAGUCUUCUUGGUGCGAAUCCCGAUGGUCUUUUGAUUCGCGCGAGAGAUGGGUUAGGCGAAGAGGCGCUCGAUGGCGACGCCUUUCAUUGGGCAAACGCUGCUGACGGGCUGGAAAUACGCUCCGGAGCAUCACCGCGGCAAGACACUCAGCUGGGCACACCUCUUGGGGAUGCUCUCUCUGCGCUUUCGCUCGAGGCAUGGGAUGUCUUUGGGCGCGCUGGGCUCAACGAUGCCGAUGAGACGGAAGUUGAUGCUCGGCAAGAGGCCACUAAUGCACAGCAGCUGCUCGCAAAGCUCGGCUUGAAUUUGCGACCCGAUCCGAGCUUGUACGUCAAGAUGAUCCAAGACUCUGGCCGCGCCGACGUCGCUGCGCUGCUUUUGAGGCAUCUUUUGGAAACGUAUGCAGGUGUGCAAGCGGCACAAGAGGCUGGGGCGGAGCAGCUCGCUGCAAAAGUCAGUCCUCUGCUCCUGCUGCAAUGCAUUACGCAACUUCUGCAAGCAUUUCAGGAACAGCUUUUGAAAGCAGAGCCCGACGUCGUCCUGGGUUUCAUCGAUUUUGCGUUGCGCAGCACCAACAUCGCGGAAGCCUCUCCAAAAGAAUCCAAUCUACAGGCACCACUGAUUGUUCCCCUUCCUGUGGAUGGCAGCCACUCGCAACUUCCUGACAGUGCACUUGACGACGAGAUAGAGGCUGCAGCAGAUGGAAGUGGCAGCAUGGGAAUGUCCACCGAGCUCGUUUGCGUUGCGCUGGAGCUGCUGCUUGCUUUGCUGGAGGGCCAUCCUAACAUGACGCCUUCUAGCCACACCUUGCUUGAAGGUAUUGCAAGGUCCGCCGAUCACCAUGCGGCGGGCGACGUUAAAGUUGCAAAACUCGCGCGAGAAGUUCAGCUAGUGUUGCUGGCCAGGCGCCAUAGCGCAAGAGGUCCAACAGCCGGCAAGAGGGCCUCUGAGACCUCAUCACCUGUACGACGUGGAAAUGCUCUUUACAACAAAGCCUUGCGGCUCUUGCAAGAUCCUGUUGUGCCCGUACGCGCUCAUGGUCUCACGGUGCUUGGCGAUCUGGUGCGCGAGGCCGAUGGAGUCCGAAUGGAAGCUGCGCUGGUACCUGCGCUCCUCGACAUGCUGAUUCAGAUUGUGCAAGACGAAGAGUCAUUUUUGUAUCUGAACGCCAUCAGGGUGCUCGCUGCGCUGGCUCGACGCAGAGACUCGGACUCUAGGACCCUUGGCCGACUAGUAGAUGUUUACAUUGGUGCCAUCUCCGCACGAUCCUUGUCGAUGCAUGCAAGCGAGCUCGACAAACGUCUGCGGGUAGGCGAAGCGCUGCUGCUCGUCAUCAAACAAAGCGAAAUUCAAGCAACCGAACUCAUCGCACCACUUCUAAGCGCUCUCGCCAGUGCCUAUGUGCCCGCCACAUUGCGAAGCAGCGUCAUUUCCGUGCUUGGCACUACUGUGGAGGCGAACCCUCUGCGGAUAGCUGCGAAUGGACACGCGGAGCAAAUGGCGCUUGCUAUGUUCGACCUAAUAGCUCUCGAGCUCCAAGGAGCAAAGCCGAGCGCCGAAGUCGACGAGAAAGAAGAGAAAGGUGGAGUUCGGAUGGAGGAUGCCAGCAAGCCUGCGCAAUUGCGGCGAAGCGCUUUUCACCUGCUCGCUUUACUGAUACGAGGAAGCAAGCACCAGAUCGAAGCGUUGCAGCAGGACCGCGGUCCAGCAGAGUCUUUGAGCUCUUUGCGUCUGCCAAAUGGCUCGAAUCUGCCUUCCAUCUCUGCCAACGUGCAUGCGCACCGGGCGAUCCAGGAAGUAGAACCACUGCUUUUUGAUCCUGCUAAAGCCCAGAUGGUCGAGCGCGCUCGAACGUUGUCCAGCUAUGCGCAGGCUGUGGAUGUGGAUGCAGUCGUCCAAAUUCAAGCUGGCGAACUUCUUGCAGAUCUCCAGGCGCUGCAGGUCGUAUAUCUGCAAUCGAAUCGAUGAUGAUCGCGUUUCGCA